Messenger RNA from Meriones unguiculatus (Mongolian gerbil), 3275 nucleotides. RefSeq names its product NKAP domain containing 1 (gene Nkapd1). The transcript has 6 exons. NCBI's taxonomy places the organism in Eukaryota, Metazoa, Chordata, Mammalia, Rodentia, Muridae. The coding region runs from base 296 to 1171 and encodes 291 amino acids. The record is from RefSeq and is a predicted model, not a curated record.
UGCCCGGGUCCGCCCGCAGGCCGCGUUGCGCGCCUGCGCCGGUUCUGGCCCGGGUCCCGGAGGAAGCCGCCUGGCGGGCUCGGCUGGGGGAAGGCAGCCGUAGCCUGGGCCUCGGGUGAGGGCUCUGUAACCGGUGGGAAGGCUGCGUUUUCACGAAGGACUCGGGUGAAGCUGCAGAGCUGCCUUUCAGCCCUGACUCCCUGGCUUCCUGGGUCGGAGGAGAUCUUGUAAUGGAGUGGUUCUUCGUCUCACACUAACAGGAUGCCUGAUUUCCUCAGGAUCGAGGGAUUAAAGAAUGUCACGGGUUCCAUUGGGGAAAGUUCUCCUGAGGAAUGUCAUCCGGCAUACAGAUGCUCACAAUAAGAUUCAGGAGGAAUCCGACAUGUGGAAAAUCAGAGAACUAGAGAAGCAGAUGGAGGAUGCUUACCAUGGGACCAGAAGGAAUACAGUACCCAGCAGCUCAAGUCGGAUGAGAAGUGAUGGUUUUGAUGAAGAAAGUCAGAGAGACUACUGGAAGCCAAAGAAUGAAAUUUCUGGGGCCCUGGAAGAUGAUUUUCUUAAGGCUAAAUCCUGGAACAAGAAAUUAUAUGAUUAUGAAUCCAAUAUACCAGACAGAUGGGGUCACAGUGGUUAUAAAGAGUUGUAUCCUGAAGAGUUUGAAACAGACAGUAGUGAUCAGCAAGACAUUACCAAUGGGAAAAAAACAUCUCCCCAGGAGAAAUCAUCUGCCCAUGAAUCCCGAAAACAUAAGAAGUCAAAGAAAUCCCAUAAAAAAAAGCAGAAAAAACGGUCACACAGAAAACAGAAGAAAAACAGAAAGGAAGCUACGGACAUAACAGCAGAUUCCUCAAGUGAGUUCUCAGAAGAAACUCGGGCUUCUAAUACCAGGAAAAGGAAGCAACCACAUAAGAGCAAGAAAAAGUCCAGGAAAAAGUCUCCUAAAAAAUCUUUACCUUUAGGGGAAGAAAGUGGUACUUCCCAGUCAGAUGAUUCAGCAUCUAGCAGUUCUGAGGAAAUUGAGGAAAGAGACACUAAGAAAACCAAAAGGAAAAAGAAAGAGAAAAGUGUCCACGUUCCCGUGGCUAGCCCUGAAGAACAGAGGACAAGCAAGCGCAGGAAUUGGAAAGUGGCUGCGGAUGCAAGGUCUGCGGAGAGCUCAGAGGAUGACUAAUGGGAAAUAGCAGCCUCGCUUCCUGCUGACUCUGGUCGUCUGCCACUCUUCAAAAUGGGGUUUGCCAGUGACUCCUGCAGCAUAGGAGUCUAAUGUCAGAGCUGUCGUGCCACAGAUACCUUUUUUCCUACUUUGGAUAGUUAAUCUCCAUCCCCUUUUGUUAAUAGGGAAUCUGGUAUUUUGUUGAGGUUUCUUGAAGAGAUUUUUUUUUUUCCAAUUAAUCACUUAGGGUAGAAUACCUAUACAGCAAAUUAAAGAACCCAGAAAGCUGAACUCAGUAAUGACCUGGGUACACCAAUUGGAAUGUUGGAUUUGGGGGAAUCAAGGGUCUGGGAUGAAGGAGGAGGAUUGAGUAGUACUAGAUAGAAUGGCUUGACGAGGUACCCUGCUUUCAGCUUUGGUGCUUUGGUUCUUCUGUAGUUGGGCCUACAGGUAUCUAGUUUACUUAGUGAGGAAUUGGUUAUAAAAAGAAACCUUUUCCCUUCAUGGUAAUAUCCGCAGAUGAUUGCUAGGGUUUUCUGCCUAAUUUCCCUGCUGGUCAGGGUCUACAGCUACAUUUAGUAUAACUCAAACAUUACAGUAACUGGAUAGUAAAUGGUUUUCUAAUUCCAUUGCUGUAUAUUGCCUAAAUGGGCUUGUGUUUGAAAUGAAAUUUAGUUCUCCUAUCUAUCAAAUGGAAAGAAUUAGGAAGUAGUCAUGUUGCCAGUAAUGCUUUCAAAGACAUUCAGGGCAACAACCAUCUAAAUGUCUUUUUUUUUUUUUUUUUCUUUUUGCCCAAGUUAGGGAUUGAACUGAAGGCCUUGCAUAUACUAGGCAAGUGCUCUACCACUGAGCCAUACCCCCCAAGCCCUGUUGUUUUCCUUGUUCAUUUCUAAUUCUAUUAAUGAAUUUUAGAUUUUUCCCUGAAACCAGUUGAAUCAAUUUCAAAAUGAAACACACUUCUCAGGGACAUACCCACUUCUUCCCAGUCUGACUUUAUGUUAUGAUUAUCAAGAAGAUAUUAUUUCCCCUUGCUACAUACUGUGAUCCUCAUACUUAAAAAAAAACAAAAACAAAAAACCAAAAUACCACUGGAAAGUGGCUGGCAGAAUAGUAGACUUUUCAUUAAGAGGAAAGAUGAAGUGACAUUGUCAGGGUUUUUAUUUUUGAGCUCACUUGGUCCUGAGCGAAAAGCAUGAAAACUCAGACUUAAGACUGUUUGUUGGUCAUGGUUCUGCCACUAAUUGAGUUCUAGAGCAGGUUAAGCUAACCUCCCUGGCCUUAUAUUUUGCAUGUGUAAUACAAAAAUACUUCAUGGUUAGCAUGACAGACACCAGCAAUAGAAUACAACUAUGCUGACAUCCCAUGAAGUGGCAUUUUAUAGUUCUAACUAAAUUUGUGCUCUUUAUGGAACUUAUUUCUAAUAAAGUGCUUGUUCUUAAAAUACAUGGCUGGCCAGAUGUGCCCCAUCCCUUGAUUAUGAGCAGGUGCUGCCUUCUGGGAUAUUGAAACACUAAUAAUCUUUAGUACUCAAAUGUCAGUGUUCCAUGGUAUUUCUUCCUUGGGUUUGGUGGAGGGAGAGUCUAGUUACUACCUCAUAGCCUUCUAGAAGCAAGUGACAUCUUUGUUGGAAGUGGUUUUGUGCUACAGAUGGACUGAUUCUAAGCACAGAAGAUGAUUCUACAGAAUAAGGCACUUCCAAGUUUGAGUCUUGACCUUAACCUUCUUCCCAUACUAACAGAGUUAUUUUUUCCCCCAGGAAUGCACAUUUGCCUGAUUUUUUUUUUUUUAAUACCUCUUCCUCAUGUUCCUAUUUUCUUGGUCACAUAAGCAAUAAAAUUGUUUCUGUUCUAAACCCUUCUUACCCCUAAAUUCCCUUACAUGCUUUAGGCUAAGGCUUUGGUGGCUCCUCUUAUCGGUGGCUUAGGGCAGCUUUUUAAAACCUGUGAUCUCCCAUUAGCAAUACCAGCCCUGGAACACUUUUAGUGUUCUGAGAGAUCUCUUAUCUUGAAUCGUAAACUGAGAUUUAGAAGAAAAAGAAUUGGAGACUUUACAUUUAUUAACUGGUGUGAUACAACCUGGAAUUACUUAAUUCCAAUAAAUAAAAUUUCACCUGAACAUUUGA